Cimex lectularius (bed bug) is the source of this 3669-nucleotide messenger RNA. It is a transcript of the gene su(r), whose product is annotated as dihydropyrimidine dehydrogenase [NADP(+)]. Gene Ontology annotation, molecular function: iron-sulfur cluster binding; NADP binding; dihydropyrimidine dehydrogenase (NADP+) activity. NCBI's taxonomy places the organism in Eukaryota, Metazoa, Arthropoda, Insecta, Hemiptera, Cimicidae. Bases 40 to 3063 code for a protein of 1007 amino acids. Gene Ontology annotation, biological process: thymine catabolic process; 'de novo' pyrimidine nucleobase biosynthetic process; uracil catabolic process. The transcript is spliced from 20 exons. The record is from RefSeq and is a predicted model, not a curated record. Gene Ontology annotation, cellular component: cytoplasm; cytosol.
AAAAUUGAUAAAGUUUCAGUUAUUCACAACAAGCCAGCCAUGUACAGCGUUCAUCCUGCAGAUAUUGAGAAUAUCUUGUCUCUAAACCCUAAAAUUCAGCCAACAGCAUCUCUUGUUCCUUCAAUAAAAACUAAACAAAUAAAGCAGCACUGGAAAAGAAAUGAAAACAAAAAUUGUUCAACUCCGUGUCUUGAAAAUAACUUUGAUGACAUAAAACACACCACUCUCAGUGAAAGAGGUGCUUUAAAAGAAGCCAGUAGAUGUCUUAAAUGUGCAGACGCCCCUUGUCAAAAGUCUUGUCCAACGCAACUAGAUAUCAAAUCUUUCAUUACCAGUAUUGCUAAUAAAAAUUACUAUGGAGCAGCAAAAGCAAUUUUUUCUGAUAAUCCACUUGGUAUUACUUGUGGUAUGGUUUGCCCAACCAGUGACUUAUGCGUCGGAGGGUGUAAUCUGCAAGCAAGCGAAGAGGGGCCGAUAAACAUCGGCGGACUUCAACAAUUUGCCACCGAGAUAUUUAAAAAAAUGGGAGUCCCGCAGACUUUACCACCUGGGAUAGAACACGAAGCCAAGUAUUCUAAAAUUGCUUUGAUUGGUGGAGGCCCGGCAUCACUAUCUUGUGCAACAUUUUUAGCGAGAUUGGGCUAUGUCGAUGUUACAGUGUUUGAAAAACACUCCUACAUUGGUGGGCUCAGUACUUCUGAGAUUCCAGAAUUCAGACUGCCCUUUGAUAUAGUACAAUUUGAAGUCGAUUUAGUCCAGGAUUUAGGAGUGAAAAUUGAAUACAAUCGCUCACUGAGCAUCCAUGAUUUAACUAUUGAAGGCUUGAUCAAAAAUAAAUAUGAUGCUAUUUUUAUAGGCAUUGGAUUACCAGAGCCUAAGACGAUUCCCAUAUUUGAAAAUUUGACGAAAGACAUGGGUUAUUUUAACUCUAAAAUAUUUUUGUCUUUAGUAUCUGAAGGGAGUAAACCUGGAAUGUGUGCUUGUAAACGAGAAAUUCCAAAAUUGAACGGCAAUGUAAUAGUACUCGGUGCAGGAGAUACAGCAUUCGAUUGUGCAACAUCAGCAUUAAGGUGUGGAGCAAAAAGAGUAUUUAUUGUAUUUCGAAAAGGGUUUACAAAAAUCCGUGCUGUACCAGAAGAGGUGGAGCUUGCCAAAGAAGAAAAAUGUGAGUUUAUGCCUUUCAUGGUUCCUAAGGCAGUUAGUGUAAAGAACGGACAUAUCACUGGUAUGGAAUUCUGCCGAACUGAAGAAUGUGAUGAUGGCUCAUGGUUUGAAGACCCAGAACAAAUUGUAAAGCUCAAAGCUGAAUAUGUCAUAUCAGCUUUUGGAUCUGCUCUUUUAGAUAAAGAUGUAAUUGAUGCGCUUAAACCGCUAAAAUUGACAAAUGAUAAUUUGCCCAAAAUAGACCCUCUUACUAUGACUACUAGUUUGCCAAAUGUUUUCUGCGGAGGUGAUGUAGCUGGUUAUUCAGAAACUACUGUUGAAUCAGUUAACGAUGGAAAAACAGCAUCGUGGUAUAUGCACAGAUAUUUACAGGCUAAAAAUGGACUGGAUGUUGGGGAAAUUCCAAAAUUGCCCAAAUUUUAUACACCAAUAGACGAGGUCGAUUUAUCUGUAAACAUGUGUGGAAUCAAAUUUGAAAAUCCCUUUGGAUUAGCUUCAGCACCGCCGACUACCUCAAGUGCAAUGAUCCGUAGAGCUUUUGAAGCGGGAUGGGGUUUUGCUGUGACCAAAACAUUUUCUCUUGAGAAGGAUUUAGUCACCAAUGUUUCCCCGAGGAUUGUAAGGGGAACAUCAGGUAAUGAAUUUGGACCUGGACAAAAUUCCUUUCUCAACAUUGAACUUAUAUCUGAAAAAACUUGUGAAUACUGGUGCAAAUCAAUAACAGAACUGAAAAGAGAUUUUCCUACAAAGGUGCUUAUAGCUAGCAUUAUGUGCAGUUACAACGAAAAAGAUUGGUUGGAAAUAGCAAGAAGAGCAGAGGACGCAGGAUCAGAUGCUUUGGAGUUAAAUCUAUCCUGCCCACAUGGAAUGGGAGAAUCAGGAAUGGGUUUAGCUUGUGGACAAGAUCCAAAACUUAUUCGACAAAUUGCCCUCUGGGUGAAAUCAGCUGUUAAAAUUCCUGUCUUUAUAAAGCUGACGCCUAACACCACAGACAUUGUAGAAUUAGCUAAGGCUGCUUAUGAAGGCAAAGCAGAUGGUGUGUCAGCCAUCAAUACUGUAGCUGGUAUUAUGAAUUUAAGAAGCGAUGGUAUCCCCUGGCCGUACAUUGGAAAACAAAAGCAGACAACCUACGGAGGUGUGUCAGGAAGCGUCACCCGUUCUCUAGGUCUGAGAGGUGUAUCUGCUAUUGCCCAAAAGGUCCCUGGGCUAGCAAUAAUGGGCAUCGGUGGCAUUGACUCGGCUGAUGUUGCAUUACAAUUUCUUAGAGUUGGUGCUACAGUCAUUCAGGUCUGUAGUGCCGUACAGAAUCAAGAUUUCACUGUCAUUGACGACUAUAUCACCGGACUUAAAGCACUCAUUUACCUUAACAGUUUGGAAAACGUAAGCUCGUGGAAUGGACAGUCUCCACCAACACCCAUUCACCAAAAAGGAAAGGAUAUUUUGAACAUUAAGAGCGAUGAUGGAAAGAUACUGCCAUAUUUUGGAAAGUAUAAUGAAAUUCGAAAAGAAAAGAUUGCCGAUUUAAAGAAGAAAACUAAUGAGCUACCACCUGUUCGUAAACGUAAUAUCAAUAAGAAAAUAUCUGAUGUGCCCAAAAUUCAGGAUAUUAUAGCAUCAUCACUUCAGUUCAUAACCAACUACAAAUCUUUGGAUAAUAAUGCACAAGUUGUGGCUCUUAUUAAUGAUGACAUGUGCAUCAAUUGCGGAAAGUGUUACAUGGCGUGUAAUGAUUCAGGCUAUCAAGCAAUUGAUUUCGAUGGAGAAACUCAUCUUCCAGUCAUAACCGAUAAUUGCACAGGUUGCUCGUUGUGCCUUGCAGUCUGUCCAAUAAUAGAUUGCAUAACAAUGGUAAAAAAGGAAGGGAAACAUAUAGUGAACAGAGGAAUAACAAUUCAGUAAACAUGGUAUUAAUAGAAAUAUUUAAUCUACAUAAUUAUCAUUAUUGUAUUUUAAAAUUAUUGAUAAGAUCAUUUUUUCACAUAUAAUUAUUAUGUAAAUUUGUUAUACAUUUUUAUCGCUGCAUAAGCUAAUUUAUUUAUCACAUCAUAAUAUAACAUGUACAUUAAUUCUAAUAUAUUUCAAUUUUUAAAUAAUACUUUUUUAGCCGACACACUUUGUCAUAUUUGUUUAAAUAAAAUGACAUAUUGAUCUUUUAUCCAAAUUUGUCAUUUUUUACUUUCAGGUGUUUAUUUAUUAUUCUUGUUUUGCCCUCCUACAGACAGUAUGUUGGAAAAUAUAUGUUUACAUCAACAUUUUCUCUAUUUUGAGUGAUUUGAUUGAAUAUAAUUAGUGUUUAUUAUUUAUUUUACACAUACAGCAUACAUUUUAAAUAUUUGAACAAUAAUGGACCUUUAUUUAAAAAAAAAAAUUAAAUUAAAUAAAAACUGGUUUUUAUGGAGUGUGUAGUAAAGUGAUACUUAUUGCUAAAAAUGACUGUAGUGUUAAAAAAAUCAAAAGUUCUGGUUUGUAGCUUAAUAACAUAAUAAAAACACUUAUUAAAAUUAA